This is a messenger RNA of Saccostrea cuccullata (small rock oyster), 1513 nucleotides long. Its product is annotated as mitochondrial carrier protein Rim2-like. Gene Ontology annotation, molecular function: pyrimidine nucleotide transmembrane transporter activity. The transcript is spliced from 3 exons. Lineage: Eukaryota; Metazoa; Mollusca; Bivalvia; Ostreida; Ostreidae. Gene Ontology annotation, biological process: pyrimidine nucleotide import into mitochondrion. The record is from RefSeq and is a predicted model, not a curated record. Bases 411 to 767 code for a protein of 118 amino acids. Gene Ontology annotation, cellular component: mitochondrion.
AAGGGAGGUAACUUUUAUUAUAUACCGAUUCCGCGAAUUCAAGAAACCGCGAUCGUGUCAGAUGAGAGAAAAACGUGAAAAUUACAACCCGUGAAAUUAAUCCCCUGUACAGUAUAUCAUUUUAUCUAAGUGCUUGCAACAAGUAUAUACUCAAUUUCUGGAUAACUCUAUACUCUAUUUAAUGGAUAACUUGAUGGAGCUAAUCCUGUUAACAAGAGAUCUAACCAUUUCGAUAUUUUUCAGGUUUCACCUCCUGCACUCUCACCAACCCAAUCUGGUUUAUAAAGACUAGGCUACAGCUAGAUCAAAAGAGAAACAAUAGGCUAACGGUAAGUGAGUGUAUCAGACAAAUCAACCAGCAACAUGGGAUCCGUGGCUUUUACAAGGGGAUCACCGCCUCCUACUACGGCAUGGCUGAGACUGUUAUCCACUUUGUGAUCUACGAGGCCAUCAAAGCACGGCUAGAGGAACAGUUUCCAGGGGUGGAACACUCUAAUGGAAAUAAUUUCCUGCGGUGCAUGGUGGCUGGUGCAACCUCUAAAACCAUUGCAACUUGUGUUGCCUACCCACAUGAGGUCGCAAGAACAAGGUUGAGAGAGGAGGGAACGAAGUAUCGCUCGUUUUUCCAGACGCUAUUAGUGGUAUACCAGGAGGAGGGGCGGGCGGGAUUAUAUAGGGGUAUCGGAACUCAACUCAUUCGUCAGAUCCCAAAUACAGCUAUUAUGAUGGCCACCUAUGAACUAGUUGUGUAUCUCUUCACAAAUUAAGUAUUAAGGAUGGUCAGCGUUCUGUGAUAACUAUCGAAUCGUCAGGAUUUCAGCCGCCGCUCUCACCAAGGGAGACGUCAUUGGCCUGUCAUCUCCUGUCUCUUAUGUGAUGUGUUCAACAUUAUCUUUGUGCCAAUCUGUGAAUCUGAGAUAGUGCUAGUCAUGUAUGAAUGGCUCGGUGAAAAUCUUGAUGCACGAAAAUAUUUGCAUGGUUCUACUGAAGAAAAGAAUAACUUUGAUUUAUAUUGUUUUUUUCUGCAGUGACAGUACAAUUAGAUUUUUUUACAAGGAAUGUGCCAUGUUAUGAAAUGUCUAUAAUUCAGGAACAUUUUGAAAUGAACCAGUUUUAAUGUAUCCUAUGUUGUGUGCAUUAGCUGUUAAUUUAAAGAAAUAUGAAAGAAAAAAUCUAAUUGCUCAGAAGGUAUACAAGUUUUGAAAAUACUUUCUAAAUGCAGUACACAUAUAAGUUUAUCAAGUGAGUAUGUCAUCUAGAAUAUGUAUUUUGCUUUCUGUAAGGCAGAAGAGAGACACUCUCUGUACAAAAAAAGUUUUAUAAUUGUUGAAUGAUUGUGACACUACAAGUACAACAUAUGUCAAGAAUUGCUUGCUCAGGAAUAUUUAUACCUGUAUCAAUUUAUGAAGUGUGGAAUUAAGAUAACUUGGUGACAAUGCCCAGUAAACUUUCUUUUGUUAUUUUACAUCAAGUUUAAAAAUGUUUGUUCCUAUUAAAUUAUGAAGAAAAAAAU